This is a messenger RNA of Naegleria lovaniensis, 2091 nucleotides long. RefSeq lists its product as uncharacterized. Gene Ontology annotation, molecular function: RNA binding; RNA helicase activity; ATP binding. NCBI's taxonomy places the organism in Eukaryota, Heterolobosea, Eutetramitea, Acrasida, Naegleriidae. The record is from RefSeq and is a predicted model, not a curated record. The transcript is spliced from 2 exons. Bases 1 to 2091 code for a protein of 696 amino acids. Gene Ontology annotation, cellular component: nucleus.
AUGCUCAACAUUGAAAUGCAGAAUUAUUUUAAAAAAUUGGUUAAAAAAAAUAUUCAAUUCCCAUCCAACACAUUACAUUUCACUCUUUCCAAAGGAGUCUAUAUUUUAAACAGUAUAAAACCAAGUUGCAAAACUUUUUUCAAUUACUCAACCGACAACAAAAUGUCUAAAUACGUCCCUCCACAUUUGAGACAAAAGAUGCUCCAAGAAGCGGAGGCUGUUCAUUCCAAGCCUUCAACUAACGGUACUGAAUCAUCAGCUUCCAAUGGACACUCUCAAAGACCAUUCUCAUCCAACAGCAACGGAACACAAAGAACAACUAGCAGCGCAUCAUCAUCACAUUCUAAUGGUUAUUCUUCAUCACAACAAAGAAGACCAUUCAACAAUAGUAACGCUAGCAAUGGUGAUAGCAAACCAGCUUUCAAUAGUAGAGUAGCUGUUGAUUGGACCAAAGAUGAUGGUGAUUAUCAAGAUAACUCCUCAUCAUCAUACAGAAGAUAUGAUAGACAGUCAUCAUCACGAGAUGACAGAAAGCCUUUAUUUGAACGCAAAGACGUCUACACUAGAGAAGACACCGAAACCGAAGAACUUUUCAAACAGAAAAACACCGGUAUUAACUUUGAUGCCUAUGAAGACAUUCCAGUCAAAGUAACUGGUAAGGACAUUGUUCCUCCCAUUCAAGCCUUCAAGGAAGCUAAUUUUCCUCUUAAAUUGGUUCAAAAUAUUGAAAAGGCUGGAUUCGGAAAGCCAACUCCUGUACAAAAACACAGUAUUCCUAUCGUAAUGUCUGGUAGAGAUUUGAUGUCUUGCGCACAAACAGGUUCUGGUAAAACUUGUGCUUUCCUUUUCCCUAUCAUUUCAAACUUGUUAGGACAACAACAAUAUGAAACCGUUACUCAACAUCCAGAACUCAUGGAUCAAGUUAUGACUUAUCCUUGUGUUUUGAUUUUGGCUCCAACUCGUGAAUUGUCCACCCAAAUCUAUGAUGAAGCUAGAAAAUUCACUUAUCGUACAGGUAGAAGAACUGUUGUAGCUUAUGGUGGUGCUGCUAUCCAAUAUCAACUUAAACAAUUAGAAAGAGGUUGUGACAUCCUUGUUGCAACUCCAGGUAGAUUGGUUGACCUCAUUGAUAGAGGAUCAGUUUCUCUUUCCAAGAUCCAAUACUUGGUUUUGGACGAAGCAGAUAGAAUGUUAGACAUGGGUUUCGAACCUCAAAUUCGUUAUAUUGUUGAAAAAACUGGAAUGCCACCAGCAGGUGACAGAAUUACUCUCAUGUUCAGCGCUACUUUCCCAAAGAAUAUCCAAAUCUUGGCAAAGGAUUUCUUGCAUGACUACUUGUACUUGACUGUUGGUAGAGUCGGUAGUACUCACGAGAAUAUUUUACAAAAAUUCGUUUAUUGUAAAGACGAAGAAAAGCGUGAAUUGUUACUUGAAACAAUUGCUUCUGUAGAGACUCUCACUCUUGUCUUUGUAAAGACUAAGAAGGAAGCAAGCAUUUUAGAAUACUUUUUAAUGAAGAGUGGCUUCAAAUCCUCUUCAAUUCAUGGUGACAAGUCACAAAGAGAAAGAGAAACAGCCCUUGACAACUUUAGAAGAGGUGUCACCCCAAUUUUGGUUGCAACAGAUGUUGCCAGUAGAGGUUUGGAUAUCAACGACGUUGGACAUGUCAUCAAUUAUGAUCUUCCAGAAAAUAUUGAAGAUUAUGUUCAUCGUAUUGGUAGAACUGGUCGUGCAGGUAAUACUGGUAUCAGCACUUCAUUCUAUACUGACAAGAAUAACCAAAUUGCAGACGAUCUUAUCACACUCUUGCAAGAAGCUAAACAAGAAGUUCCUUCGUUCAUUUCCGAAGGAAGAGAUAGGCUCAGAUAUUCCAAGAUGGGUAAAUCUGGCUUUGGCAACAGAGGCGGUAGCUUCUUUGGCAACAAUAGAGGUGGUGGUUUUGGUAAUUCCAGAGGUAGAGGCAACAGCAGAGGGGGUGGUUUUGGAAACUCUAGAGGUAAUGGAUUUGGUGGUAGCAGAGGUUUCUUUGGAUCCUCUGAUGCAAGAAGAAACUACCAUUCCAAUGACGAUUACGGAGAUGACUACGAAUAA